Sycon ciliatum is the source of this 1056-nucleotide messenger RNA. RefSeq lists its product as uncharacterized. The record is from RefSeq and is a predicted model, not a curated record. The coding region runs from base 1 to 1056 and encodes 351 amino acids. Lineage: Eukaryota; Metazoa; Porifera; Calcarea; Leucosolenida; Sycettidae. The transcript has a single exon.
AUGGUUCUGCCAAUUCCACUGCUUUUCGAGCAGAAUCUGCCACCUUUUCGAGCAGAAUCCGCCGGUCCCUAUGUUGGACAUAUCGCUCUCCACUUCCCCAAGCUAUCGCUCUCCACUUCCCCAAGCUAUCGCUCUCCACUUCCCCAACCUAUCGCUCUCCACUUCCCCAAGCUAUCGCUCUCCACUUCCCCAAGCUAUCGCUCUCCAUUUCCCCAACCUAUCGCUCUCCACUUCCCCAAGCUAUCGCUCUCCACUUCCCCAAGCUAUCGCUCUCCACUUCCCCAAGCUAUCGCUCUCCACUUCCCAAGCUAUCGCUCUCCACUUCCCCAAGCUAUCGCUCUCCACUUCCCCAAGCUAUCGCUCUCCACUUCCCCAAGCUAUCGCUCUCCACUUCCCCAAGCUGUCGCUCUCCACUUCCCCAAGCUAUCGCUCUCCACUUCCCCAAGCUAUCGCUCUCCACUUCCCCAAGCUAUCGCCCUCCACUUUCCCAAGCUAUCGCUCUCCACUUCCCCAAGCUAUCGCUCUCCACUUCCCCAAGCUAUCGCUCUCCACUUCCCCAAGCUAUCGCUCUCCACUUCCCCAAGCUAUCGCUCUCCACUUCCCCAAGCUAUCGAUCUCUACUUCCCCAAGCUAUCGCUCUCCACUUCCCCAAGCUAUCGCUCUCCACUUCCCCAAGCUAUCGAUCUCUACUUCCCCAAGCUAUCGCUCUCCACUUCCCCAAGCUAUGGCUCUCCACUUCCCCAAGCUAUCGCUCUCCACUUCCCCAAGCUAUCGCUCUCCACUUCCCCAAGCUAUCGCUCUCCACUUCCGCAAGCUAUCGCUCUCCACUUCCCCAAGCUAUCGCUCUCCACUUCCCCUUCCCCAAGCUAUCGCUCUCCACUUCCCCAAGCUAUCGCUCUCCACUUGCCCAAGCUAUCGCUCUCCACUUCCCCAAGCUAUCGCUCUCCACUUCACCAAGCUAUCGCUCUUCACUUCCCCAAGCUAUCGCUCUCCACUUCCCCAAGCUUUCGCUCUCCACUUCCCCAAGCUCACACUGACAGCGUACUGUCUAGUUGA